Messenger RNA from Meriones unguiculatus (Mongolian gerbil), 1688 nucleotides. RefSeq names its product pentatricopeptide repeat domain 2 (gene Ptcd2). The record is from RefSeq and is a predicted model, not a curated record. Gene Ontology annotation, biological process: mitochondrion organization; multicellular organism development; regulation of mRNA processing. NCBI's taxonomy places the organism in Eukaryota, Metazoa, Chordata, Mammalia, Rodentia, Muridae. Bases 26 to 1171 code for a protein of 381 amino acids. The transcript has 10 exons. Gene Ontology annotation, cellular component: mitochondrion. Gene Ontology annotation, molecular function: RNA binding; protein binding.
UUGGUGCAGUCCGGCCCGGAACAACAUGGCUGUGGUCUUUCGGCCCUUGGAACGGCUGCGGGCGCCCCGUCCUUCGUUGAGUCCCGGGGCGACGGGCUCGGGCUCCGCCUGCUUCCGCCGCGCUCUCGGAGCUAAAAGAUACCUACUCACAGAUAGCGUUGUGAAACUAAGGGAAUUUCAACAUAAGAAGGUGGCUGUUGCGUAUAACCUUCCUGGCACCAAAGAAAUCUAUUUCAGAAACUUGGAAGAGAAGUUGACCCAGAACAAACUCAUUUUGAAGGAAGAGUUGAAAACCUUGCUUCACCUGUGUCAGUCCCGGGAGGAUGUAGAACUGGCGAAGGCUGUCAUUUACAGGUACCAUGCAGAAAACAGAAAUCUCACUUUGGGGGAAUAUAAGUUUGGGCCCCUUUUCAUGAGGCUGUGCUAUGAGAUGGACCUGGAAGACUCUGCUGCAGAGCUCAUCAAAGACAAGCAUUUACGAGGUUUCUUCCUAGACUCAACAUCAUUCAAUAUUUUGAUGGAUAUAUUAUUUACCAAAGGCAAAUAUGAAAGUGCACUGGAAGUGUUGAUUGAAAUGAAAAACCAGGAAGUAAGGUUCAGCAAAGACACUUACAUCCUUGCUUUUGCAAUUUGCUACAAACUGAAUAGCCCGGAAUCUUUUAAGAUUUGUACUACUUUAAGAGAAGAAGCCCUAAUUAAGGGAGACAUUAUCUCCAGGAGAGCAUCCUGUUUUGCAGUGGCAUUAGCUCUCAAUCAGAACGACGUGGAAAAAGCUAUGUCCAUUUUCUCUCAAAUCAUGAAUCCAGAAAGUAUAGCCUGUACUAACUUAAAUAUGUUAAUCCAUGUCCAGUCAAAUAUGAUGGAAAGCCUGAUAAAGAUCUUACAGGACACUCUUGACAGAAAUUUAUCGAAAUUUGUGAAAAGACACAUGUUCUCAGAGGAAGUGCUGACCAAAGUGAGGGCAAAACUGAAGGACAACCCCACCCUCACAGCCAAAUUUGAUGAGAUGUACGGGAAGCUGCACAUAAAUGGCCAAGUCACCACUUACACUUUGGAUGCUCUGCUCUGCCAUGUCCCCCGGGAUAAGAAAUCCAACGUGUUGCUGUUAAAGAAGAGAACAAUCAGCCAACGGACCUUACAACCUCUCAACCAGGCCCUACUGACUGAGUAACUCUUUCAACCUCCUGUUCUGGAAGAGCUGCUUCAAGGCGCCCACUUCGAGUGAAUUACUGGCUUCUCCAAGAUGCCAGGCAUUUUACUUCAGUGGCACUCUGCCUGUGUUUGUUGUCAGCAUGUCUCCCCUGAGUGGUGACAUGCUGACCAGAAGAGCUAGCUCAAGCAGGGGAAGCAUUACAGAAAGGCAGCUGCCCCUAGGUCAGGUGCCCCAGGGUCAGGGCCACAGCCUGUAACUCAACCCAGCACAGACCUGUAGAAGGAAUUCCCCCAGGUCUGACCAACCUUGACUGACCUUUCACAGGAGAGAUGCCUUGCAAGUGACGUCCUCGCUGAGUUCAGAUCUCUACCAUGUUGGAAAAUAGCCAACGCCUUGUCUCAUCUCUGCCAUCGUUUUUCCAUCCGCAAAAUAAUGCUGCCUGUGUGUGCUUAGAUGAUUUGACAUUUCCAUUCAAGGUUCAGUAAAGUUAAUGUUUCUCUAAAAUAAGAAAUAAAAGGUACUUGUGCAGACUUGA